This is a messenger RNA of Pelobates cultripes (western spadefoot toad), 555 nucleotides long. Lineage: Eukaryota; Metazoa; Chordata; Amphibia; Anura; Pelobatidae. The record is from the annotation of a GenBank genome assembly.
AUGCCACUGCUCACUAAGCUUUUCUCCGCCAAACAAGCCAAGGCUAUGACACUAGCCGGAUGGCACCGUAUAACGGGACCCGCUACAGGAAUACAACGGCCAACUAGAGACAUAAUCCUCCGGUUCCAACAGGGGCAAGACCGCACAGCCUUUAUGGCGGCAGUCCGCCACAUAACACCAUUACGAUUUGAGGAUCACGAUCUCACCUUCUAUCCGGACUUAUCUAAGGCCACCAUGGAAUGGCGCAGAUCCCUGCGUCCACUCACUCAGGCGCUAGCGGCAAGCAAAACACCAUACAAAUGGGGUUCACCUCGCUGCCUACUCAUUACCCGGGAAACGGGAAUAGUGAAAGUCCGGGAGGCCUCUGAAAUACCGAGCAUCCUGCUACAAAUGGGAGUGACGCGACAGCCGCUGAGACCGCGACCCAAGCGGCACCGACACUCUGGGACCCAGAGAGGGUCACACCAUUCAUACCAGCGGCCCACAGAGGGAAUCCUGCAUCUAAGCCGGGGCACUGAAAACCUCCCAGCGGACUACAAACCGCACAGGACUUAA